This is a messenger RNA of Dentiscutata erythropus, 412 nucleotides long. NCBI's taxonomy places the organism in Eukaryota, Fungi, Glomeromycota, Glomeromycetes, Diversisporales, Gigasporaceae. The record is from the annotation of a GenBank genome assembly.
AUGGAUACUAGUACAAAUAAGCGACAAAACAAUAAUAGUAAUAGCGAAGCUCAAAAGAAAAGAAGGUUUACUUUAACCAACAAACAAAGAUAUAAUUUAUGUCUUCAAAAAAAGAACGAACCUAGUAUUAAAAAUCAAGACCUUGCUGCUCAAUAUGGUUCAAAAGAAGCGACAAAUAAGAGAAGCAAAAAACCUGUUUUUGUUGACAUUGAAUUGGCAGUGGCACUUUGGAUAGAACAUGUUAUAGGCAAUAAGCAAACAUUAACAGGCUAUCUUAUCCAAAAUAAGGCGAAAGAAUUUGCAACAUUACUGAAUGAAGAUAAAUUUAAUGCUUCAAAUGAGUAUAAAAGGCAAGGUGAAGCUGAUAGUGCACCUUUGGAAGAAUUACCCGAAUUUAGAAGUAAACUACAAA